This is a messenger RNA of Pseudomyrmex gracilis, 5319 nucleotides long. It is a transcript of the gene POSH, whose product is annotated as SH3 domain-containing RING finger protein 3. The transcript has 13 exons. Bases 504 to 3272 code for a protein of 922 amino acids. Gene Ontology annotation, molecular function: metal ion binding; protein binding. The record is from RefSeq and is a predicted model, not a curated record. NCBI's taxonomy places the organism in Eukaryota, Metazoa, Arthropoda, Insecta, Hymenoptera, Formicidae.
GACAGGCGCGCGCACUCCGGACGCGGACACGCUUCUCUCUUGCUUUAUUUAAACGAGUGCAGGUGGGCAGAAUAAAAAAAAAAACAGAAAGAGAGAGAAAGAGAGAAAGAGAGUGCAGUACGUAAAAGCGAAUAAAUUUCUGCGCUCAUGAUACCGCACGGUAUCGGACAGUACCGGAACUGCAGCCCGAUAAACCGUCCGUUUUUCCCCCCAGAGUGAAGAGUAGGAAGGCGGAUGCUUGUGUCCAAGAGAGACAGACGUAAGGCCGGGAGCGGCUAGGAGGAGAGACAGUGAGGGAAAGAGAAAGUAGUUAGUUAAAGAAAGAUAAUCAGAGAGUGUUAGAGAUGAGAGGGAAAGAGUAGCUCUUCGGAUAGAGCAAGCGCGAGCGGAGCAACGAGGAAUCCGGAGUAGAUUCGGUAGGUAGGUAGGUUCGACUCCGAACGACCGACCGACAGACAGAUUGUGGUGGUGUGUGCGCGAGUGAAGUGAAGAGCAAAUUCACGAUGGACGAGUGCAUGCUGAACGACUUGUUGGAGUGCUCGGUAUGUCUGGAGCGACUCGACACGUCCAGCAAAGUUCUGCCAUGCCAGCACACGUUUUGCAAAAAGUGUCUGGAGGAAAUAGUGAGCACGCAUCGCGAGCUACGCUGUCCGGAAUGUCGUGUGCUUGUGGACGCAAAGGUGGACGACCUGCCGCCAAAUGUGCUGCUAAUGCGUAUCCUCGAAGGGAUGCGCAAUGCCGCGCCGAAAAAUCAAGUCAAGUCCGGAUCAAUCUUGUCGUCAAGAUCCUCUUCCGGUGGCACUGCCGUGCCGCAGCGGUUGUUCGGCGGUCACCAGGUUGCUCCAGCACCCAUCGUGACUGGCAAUCUCGUGCCCGCCGUUGUUUCCGAACAAACAGUGCGACAGCAUUCCAAUGCCGCUGCUAAACAGGUGCACCUGCAUAAUCAGGCGUACGGAAGAGCAAUCUACGAUUAUGUUUCUAAAGUGCCAGGUGAUUUGAGUUUCAAAAAGGGUGAUAUAGUCAUCCUUCGGAAGAAAAUCGACAACAACUGGUACUUUGGAGAAUGUGGCAACAAUCAUGGUGUCUUUCCCUUGUCCUAUGUUCAGGUGAUGACACCUUUGACACCACAUGUACCCCAAUGUAAAGCAUUGUAUGAUUUUAGGAUGGCAAAUGAAGAUGAAGAUGGUUGUCUGACCUUUAAUAAGGGAGAAGUUAUCAGCGUUAUUAGAAGAGUAGAUGAAAAUUGGGCAGAAGGUAAACUUCUGGACAGAAUUGGUAUCUUUCCAUUAGCCUUUGUGGAGAUGAAUAGUGUCGCUAGAGCUCUGAUGAAACUUUCUACCAAUGUACAGCCAGGACCAUCAAGAGUAGCUCCGCCAACUCCAACAAAUGAGGAAACCACGCCAUUGAUUCCAACAGAUCAUUCGCGCAAUGUGCAAACUACAAGCCAGCCACGAUCGCAAUUGGUACAGAAUGCUGCAUUACCAGUUUCCGACUCCCUCUCAAAUGUCUCCUCCGGAGGCAGUUCUACAACCACCACUCCGAACACACCUAACAGCUCGACCACAUCCAGCAGUUCCAGCACCGCACCGAGCAGUCCCGGCAGUCCCGCAACGUCACCGCCCGCCGUUGGCAACAGGCAUAACGUUAAACGUCAUAGUUUCACUGCCGUCAAUACAGGUCAUCAUGCUCAUCCUCAUCAUAGACAUAGCGCUGAAAUACUUAGUCCUCCGGUAGACAGUGCCUCUAAUAACGCUAACAAUAGUGGAGGCAAUGAGUCAUUUUCUCCUUUACAAGUCAGCAGUAACUGCAAAGGAACUACUUCGCAAUCGGAUCACAAUCUUCGUCACAGACGAAGUGGCAGCAGCGAUCUCGUUCUUGUUCAGCCAUCGCAGAGUGUAUCACCUGCCAAUCAAACAUCUAGCAGCGCGUCUAGCGCGACGCACCUGCCUGCGGCAUACGUAGCGUUGUAUCCGUACAAGCCUCAGAAAGCAGAUGAACUUGAAUUACGAAAAGGUGGUAUCUACAUGGUAACGGAACGUUGUCAGGAUGGAUGGUUCAAAGGCACAUCUAAUCGUACCCAAAAGUGUGGAGUCUUCCCUGGAAAUUACGUUACACCCGCUAAAUGCCAACGCGGACUGUGCCGCGGAUCUUCAAACUCACCCAGCCAACAUCAAGGUUCGCCACUUUCGAAUGCAGUAUCAAAUGCUGAAUCGCGCUUGGCUGUAACGUACACAAAAAGCAAAGGAUCCGCGCCACAGCCAUACAAUCCUCGCACACUGCCGCCACCGGAAUUACCGCCUCGAGCUGUCAGUCCCUCAUCGACAACCGUAUCCUCAUCUUGGCAUGGUGCUGGUCAGCAGAGCCAAAGAUCGAAUCAGGAAACUAGUCCACCACGGCACAAUGACCAAAACGUUACCAAUCCACUUGGGCGUAGUCACAGUGCAGUAAUGACAUCAAAUAUUCCUUCUCCCGGUAAACAAAUCACAGUAUCGGCAUCAUCGCUGACAGCAGUUGCUAUCAAUAGCGCUAACAGUGGCUGCAGCAGUAUUUCCGCGCCUUCCUCUUCCGCUAAUGACAUGAACAGAAGUCCAAAUAAUACUUUGAGAGCAGUAGUCGCAUCUUCGAAUGCAACUGCAGCUGCGUCCAAACCCACGGAAAAGCCUAAGGAAAAGAAGGACAAAUGUGUCUCUUUAAUGCGGCGGUUUGCCAACAUUAAGAAGUCUAAAUCACCGCCACCGGCGACAUAUUCGAUGGAUAAUCCUGUAUUUGAUGACGGUAAUUCCGUCAAUCCGAUACAUGUUCGAUCGGGAUCUUGCCCAAGUCAAUUGCUACAGGUGGUACCCACACAGGAAUUAAAUACUUCAAACAACCAACAACGCUUAUGUCCAGACUCUGUACAAGGGCACGUAGCAUCUUCACAGAGACUGAAAUACAAGGAGAGACCCUCCUUGCCAGUGUCAGUUAUUCAGAGAUCUGGUGAAUCUGGUGGUGCUAUGGUAUGUUCAACCAUUGGAAAUCAUCAUCGUAAGAGUAAUUCUUUAGACGCUGGGAUGGGAAAGCAAACGAAACAACAAUCAUCGCGCGAUCGUGAACGAGUUUAUAGAUUUCGUUGUAUCGUACCGUAUCCGCCCAACAGCGAAUUCGAGCUGGAACUUCGCGUGGGAGAUAUAAUAUAUGUUCACAAGAAACGCGAUGACGGAUGGUACAAGGGUACACAACAGCGUACUGGUCGCACAGGAUUAUUUCCGGCAAGUUUUGUGGAAGCUUUCUGAGAUCCGACGCAAAGUCGCAUAGUGCUAGAAACUUGCAUAUAACUUAGCCUUUUCCGUGUAUUACAUGACAUAUAUGAAGUUCUAAGUAAUGAGGCUAUUCAAGUUCUUGUGUGUGCGACGCGCAUAUAUAUUUUGUUGUUGAUUUUCUCGCGUUAGACUCAAAUAAAACUGUAAUUGAUUUAUCAAUGCAUAUCCGCGUUCGGCAAAGCUCGAAUAUACUGUGAUCGGCUUGUUUAUAUUGUUUUUAUUUUUAGAUCCUUAAUUAAAUCUAAAGAAAAAUGGCUAUCACAGAUAAUAAGCACAAAACGCGCUUACUAAGCGUUGUGUUUUGCUGAGCGCGGCCACUUAUGUAGACAUAUAUUACGCGUGCCGUGUUGUGCAAUAAAUAAAGUGAAUACCGCAAUAUGAAAAAGCGUGCAAUGAUGAGAAAAUUUGCGCCACAAUAUUUCUGUGCAGCAAACCAUAAGUGGAAUAAUGCCACACAUGAUAAAAUGACUGAUACAUGUCAAGUUAACAAACACAUUCACACAGUGAAUACAAUAGUGACCGUCUACAUGUCAGUGAUUUUGAUUCCGAUUUAGUCAUUAAGUUCAUUUCUUUCAUAUUCUGAUGGUCGGAGUGUUGCUCGGUCUACAAGACUUUUUUUUUUUAUCUGAUCUUACCGUUGCAAUUUUUGGCAUUGAAUAAAGAGAUCUGGUUUUAUCUCGCUCAUCCUUAGCUGUCUCUUUCGCUUGAGCAACGCGAAGACAAGUUCUUUACAAGUUCUCGCACAAAGCAGUGAGUUCCUCUGAAUCACAUUGGCGUAUAGAUGGACACUGCUGUAUAUACUUUUCGCAUAAAAAUGAAUUAUAUUAUAAUAACAAAAUAGUGUGACAUGACAUAUACGUGAAAAAAAAUAAUUCAAAAACUAUUCAACUGUACUGCCAUUGAGGUAAUAUAGACGGAGAUGUUUUCGUAACAAAAUAAGAAGUUCAUUAUUCAAAUGAUUACUGCCAUUUGUGAACGAGAAAGAUAUCCGUGUUAAACCUCUCGUGUUAAACCACCACUGAUUUCUAAACUUUUACUUGUCUUCUCAAUGCGUAUAAUUUAACGCACAAAGAGAAGUAUUACAUAAAUUUAAAAAAAUGUAUCAUACACACCACACACAUAAAGCUAUUUGUGACACGUAACUAAAUGUAGAAUUAUACUUUACAUUAUGUGUUCGCUUGUGUGCUAAAAGAGUUCUAUUUAAGUUUUCGAAUAAAACUUGUGAAAACACAACCUCUUAAAUUUUUAAAUGAACUAAACGAGGAAAUACUAAAAUGUCUCCAAAAAAUUAAAUUGUAAAUUAAAAAAAAAAAAGACCAAUUUGAAACACAACACAGAUUAGUGUAUCAAAAUAAUAUUUUAAAUGAAAGAAGGCGUUUUACGGAUAUUUUAAUUUUAAAUUUAGAUCUUUUUCAGUGUGCUAAACAAAUAUGUAAAAAAUCAGGAAAAUUAGUAAUAAUUUAUAUCAAUGGUUUUGCCGUUGUCUGAGGAAAUAAUUUUCUUAUAUUUUUUAAUUGUUGUAACUAGUUUAAUUAGAAUUUUUGGAAAAUGAUCUUGAUGUUUAUGCGAUGUUGAAAUAUUAUAUGAAUACUAAUUUAUGAAUUAUAACACUAGAUUUGUUUUCUAAUUUUAUAAAGUCAGUAUACACGUCAGUAUACAUGUACUUGUUAAGCAGCAUAUGACAAGAGAUUGGUCCUUCGUGUAUCACAUUUGUAAGCUAUUUUGAAGAUACGUGAAAGAAUUAAUUAUUUAAUAACACAAAAAAACAGUGCUUCCAUUUAUACAUAUACAUAUAUAUCACCUGAUUGUCGAUCAGUAUUUAUUUAGAUUAGAUACACGAGAAUGUUUUGCUAUAUGUUCUCUCUCAAAUUAUUAUUAAUUAUAUAAUCUUUUUGCGCAAACAAAUGUUGUGUAUCUUUAUACUGUUUUACUUUGUUAAAAGAUACUGUACUACUUAUUGUAUUAUUGUCGUAAUUAUAUACAAUUAUUUUAUAUAAUUUAUAUUAAGCAGCAAGCACAA